Columba livia (rock pigeon) is the source of this 3393-nucleotide messenger RNA. RefSeq names its product SLU7 homolog, splicing factor (gene SLU7). Gene Ontology annotation, cellular component: spliceosomal complex. The transcript is spliced from 16 exons. NCBI's taxonomy places the organism in Eukaryota, Metazoa, Chordata, Aves, Columbiformes, Columbidae. The coding region runs from base 244 to 1986 and encodes 580 amino acids. Gene Ontology annotation, molecular function: pre-mRNA 3'-splice site binding. Gene Ontology annotation, biological process: mRNA splicing, via spliceosome. The record is from RefSeq and is a predicted model, not a curated record.
CGGCGGGGCCGGGGGGAGCGGGACGAGUCGGCUGCGGCAUCGGCUGCCCAAGCGGGGAGCGGCCGCCGAGCAGCCGCUUUGGGAAGUACCCGCGUCCCUGCGGGCCAGGCCCGGGCCCUGCUGGGCCGCCGCUCCCUCGCCGCCGCAGUGGCGCCUGCGGGGUGCGCAGGGCCCGGGGCAGCUCCGGCGCGUCUGCGGCCCCACAGCGCUGAGACCGUGUCCGCCCCACGAGGAAGAGACAAAAUGGCAUCGGGGGCAGUGGUGAGCAGCACUCCUGCGGGAGGGUCAACUGACGUGAACCUGGAGGAACCAAAGAAGAUGACAAGGGAAGACUGGAGGAAGAAGAAGGAGUUAGAAGAACAAAGAAAACUAGGAAAUGCACCUGCUGAAGUGGAUGAAGAAGGAAAAGAUAUCAAUCCUCAUAUUCCUCAGUACAUCUCCUCAGUACCAUGGUACAUAGAUCCUUCUAAAAGACCUACACUAAAGCAUCAGAGACCUCAGCCAGAGAAGCAGAAACAGUAUAGCUCUUCUGGAGACUGGUACAAACGAGGAGUUCAAGAGCAUGCUGUAGCAACCAGGUAUCGUAAAGGAGCUUGCGAGAACUGUGGUGCAUUGACACACAAAAAGAAAGACUGCAUGGAGAGACCCAGGAAAGUUGGAGCAAAAUACACAGGCAUGAAUAUUGCGCCAGAUGAAUAUGUGCAGCCUCAACUGAUGUUUGAUUAUGAUGGAAAGAGAGAUCGUUGGAAUGGUUAUAACCCAGAAGAGCACAUGAAGAUUGUAGAGGAAUAUUCCAAGGUUGAUUUGGCCAAACGUACACUGAAAGCCCAGAAGCUUCAGGAAGAGUUAGCAUCAGGAAAGCUGGAGCAAGUGAACUCCCCAAGACACCAGUGGGGAGAAGAGGAACCAAAUUCCCAGACAGAAAGAGAUCAUAACAGUGAAGAUGAAGAUGAAGACAAAUAUGCAGAUGACAUUGAUAUGCCUGGGCAGAACUUUGACUCUAAAAGGCGUAUCACAGUUCGAAAUUUACGUAUUCGGGAAGAUAUUGCAAAAUACUUGAGGAAUCUAGAUCCAAACUCUGCUUAUUAUGAUCCCAAAACGAGAGCAAUGAGGGAGAACCCAUAUGCCAAUACAGGCAAGAAUCCAGAUGAAGUUGGUUACGCAGGUGACAACUUUGUUCGCUACACUGGAGAUACCAUUUCAAUGGCACAGACUCAGUUGUUUGCUUGGGAGGCUUAUGACAAAGGCUCUGAAGUUCAUCUUCAAGCAGACCCUACAAAAUUAGAGCUACUUUAUAAAUCCUUCAAAGUGAAAAAAGAAGAUUUCAAGGCACAGCAGAAAGAAAGCAUCCUAGAGAAGUAUGGGGGACAAGAACAUCUAGAUGCUCCACCAGCUGAACUGCUGUUAGCUCAAACAGAAGAUUACGUGGAGUACUCGAGGCAUGGAACAGUCAUCAAAGGACAAGAGAAAGCUAUUGCUUGCUCUAAAUAUGAAGAGGAUAUAAAGAUCAACAACCAUACAUGCAUUUGGGGUUCAUACUGGAAAGAAGGCAAGUGGGGUUACAAAUGCUGCCACUCGUUUGUCAAGUACUCAUACUGUACAGGAGAAGCUGGGAAAGAAAUUGCUAAUAGUGAAGCAAGCUUACUGGAAGAGCAACCCAAGGAGGAAGAGCACAUGACAAAACCCAAAACACUGAUGGAGAUCCACCAAGAGAAACAGAAGGAGAAGAAAAAGAAGAAGCACAAGAAGAGCUCAAAUUCAGAUAGUGAGGGUGAAGAGAAAAAGAAGCAAGAAAAACUUAAAAAGGCACUAAAUGCAGAAGAGGCUCGUCUUCUGCAGGUUAAAGAAAUCAUGCAGUUAGAUGAGAGGAAGAGACCAUACAACAGCCAGUAUGAAACCAGGGAGCCCACAGAAGAGGAAAUGGAAGCCUACAGAAUGAAACGUCAGAGACCUGAUGAUCCCAUGGCCUCUUUUCUUGGACAAUAGUCACAGUGAAAAUCAUUCCAAUACGCAAGACUCGUUUUCCUACUUGUUUGUGGACACUUGCUUAUCUUCCAUGUGUCUAAUUAGUGCCAGAAAUAGCAGAGAGCUUUUUUUUGCACCAAAGAAGUUGGUGUGAAAACUUCUUUCAACAGAGAUAAGCAGUAAGCAGUCCAAUUACUACAAUUUUAUAUAUAUGUGUGUGUGUAUACAUAUACAGUCACAUAUAUACACACAUAUAUACAUAAAAUUAUAUGUAUAUAUAAAAUACAUGCACCUACUUUGUAAAUUCUUUAUUGAAAAAAUCUGAUACUAUCUGGAAUUCUAGGUUGGUUUGGCCAAUGACUACGUGCAUAAAGUCAUGACACGUUCAGUAGCACUGACUGCUCUAAAGAAAUGGUCAGCAGGUGUCGAUAGAGAACAAGAAUUGUCGAAAAAAAUGAUGCAGAUACCUAAGCCUCUUAUUUAUACAGGGAGUUUGCCUGUUAUACAACUUUAAAAGGAGUAAUAGUUUAUUUCUUGGUCACUCUGUAGUAUUUUGGAAAUGUGAAAAUUUUUUGCUUUGUACGGCCUUGGUUAAAUUAAUAUAAAUGUCUUAAAUGCUGUCCAGACUUUUUUAUUAAGAGGUUAGGAGAAGCUGACUGUAGACCCUUUACAUUCUAAUUGUGUUUCUGCAGAUAUUAACACAUGAAUUUCAGUUGCAAAGAUCUGAGUUCUUGGGUUUUCUGUUUGGUAACAGUGUUCAUCUCAUCCAUGGUGUAAUACCAAGUGUCAGGCGCUAAUACCUUGUGAUAAUGUGAAGCAGCAUCUGCUUUGUGUUGGGCAAUAUUAGUCCUUAAACUGGGAGCUUUCCCCUUUAACUAUUAAAAGUUGAAGAAAGGGGUAAAACUUGACAGCACAACUUUGCAGUUGGAAGGUUUGAGAAUUAUUUCUGUUAUAGCUUGAACUGUCUUACUGGACGUGGCUUUUAUAACCACAUUUAACGUGGUUAUAUUAAUAGUAGGACUAGGAAGACUGUAAUCCUGGCUUUUCUUCUUAAAAUAUUAAGAACCUGAUUACAAUUUCCACUUUGUAAACAAUGGAGGAAGUUAAAGUUACUGGAAAAAAAUGAAAUGGUGUGUUAGGCCUGCGACAUGUUGUAAUUUCCACCUGUAAAGCCCGUUUCCUUUUUUAUUAGGUUUUCUCCAAGUCUGCUUCCCCUUUAUUUUUGUUACAGAAGUACUCGUUCUGAAUGCAGACUUUAUUUUAUAAGACUUAUAAAUCUAACCGUGGACUUUUGUUUUAUAAAACUUGAUUUUAAAAUCCGCCUAGCACUUGCAAAAAGAAUGGAACCGACUGGUGAGAUCAGAGAUCUGGGGGUGAAAUUGUUAAUAUAACCAAGUACCAGGAAUAAUAAACUUUGAAGAAUAGAAA